This is a messenger RNA of Eremomyces bilateralis CBS 781.70, 1653 nucleotides long. RefSeq names its product 26S protease regulatory subunit 6B. The record is from RefSeq and is a predicted model, not a curated record. Gene Ontology annotation, biological process: proteasome-mediated ubiquitin-dependent protein catabolic process. The coding region runs from base 155 to 1420 and encodes 421 amino acids. Gene Ontology annotation, cellular component: proteasome regulatory particle, base subcomplex. NCBI's taxonomy places the organism in Eukaryota, Fungi, Ascomycota, Dothideomycetes, Eremomycetales, Eremomycetaceae. The transcript is spliced from 2 exons. Gene Ontology annotation, molecular function: ATP binding; ATP hydrolysis activity; proteasome-activating activity.
GAUUUGCACAUUAUUGGCCUCAAUACCUUCACUUUUGUGUCGUGUCCAAAAUCCCUUCGUCCAUCUCCGCCGCUGACAGCCACGCAACAACACACGAGGGAGCGGCAAAUCGUGACCUAGACCUCUCUCCAAACAUCGACACCUACCUUCGACCAUGGCCUCCGCCGCCGUUGAAAACCCGGUAAACACCCUCGCACCACACAAGAAACUCUCUCCAUCAUCAAUACCGAACAUCGACUCCCUCGAAGGCACCACCGCCGAAGAGAAAGACCAGUACUCUACCUUCAAGCGGCUGCAACGACAACUCGAAUGGAUCAACCUGCAAGAAGAGUACAUCAAAGAUGAGCAACGGUCGCUCAAGCGCGAGCUGGUGCGAGCCCAGGAGGAGAUCAAGCGGAUCCAGUCGGUGCCGCUGGUCAUUGGACAGUUCAUGGAGGCGAUCGAUCAGAACACCGGGAUUGUGCAGUCGUCCACUGGGUCGAACUAUGUCGUUCGGGUAUUGUCGACGCUGGACCGCGAGCUGUUGAAGCCGAGCAGUAGCGUGGCGUUGCACCGACACUCGAACGCACUGGUCGACAUCCUCCCUCCUGAAGCCGAUUCGAGCAUCGCGAUGCUCGGCGACAAUGAAAAGCCUGAUGUGACGUACGCAGAUGUCGGUGGUCUGGACAUGCAGAAGCAAGAAAUUCGAGAAGCGGUGGAGUUGCCGUUGACGCACUUUGACUUGUACAGGCAAAUCGGCAUCGACCCCCCACGCGGCGUCCUCCUCUACGGCCCCCCCGGAACCGGCAAGACCAUGCUUGUCAAAGCCGUCGCCAAUAGCACUACCGCCUCCUUCAUCCGCGUCGUCGGCUCCGAAUUCGUCCAGAAAUACCUCGGCGAGGGCCCGCGCAUGGUCCGCGACGUGUUCCGCAUGGCCCGCGAGAACUCCCCGGCCAUCAUCUUCAUCGACGAGAUUGACGCCAUCGCCACCAAGCGCUUCGAUGCGCAGACCGGCGCCGACCGCGAGGUGCAGCGCAUCUUGCUGGAGCUGUUGAAUCAGAUGGACGGAUUCGACCAGACGAGCAACGUCAAGGUCAUCAUGGCGACAAAUCGCGCGGACACGCUGGAUCCCGCGCUGUUGCGGCCCGGGCGACUGGAUAGGAAGAUCGAGUUCCCGAGCCUGCGGGAUCGCCGGGAGCGGCGGUUGAUUUUCAGCACGAUUGCGAGCAAGAUGAGUUUGAGUCCGGAGGUGGAUUUGGAUUCGCUGAUCGUGCGGAACGAUCCGUUGAGUGGUGCGGUGAUUGCCGCGAUCAUGCAGGAGGCCGGAUUGAGGGCGGUGAGGAAGAAUCGGUAUAAUAUCAUUCAAGGCGAUCUGGAGGAUGCGUAUGCGAGCCAGGUGAAGGCUGGUGGGGAGAAGGAUGCGUUCGAGUUCUAUAGGUAGUGGAUACGAAUACCUGGCAUUUGUUUCCGGUCGUUUCAGCGGCGUUCAUCCACCGAGGAGGCGUGUAAUAUACCAUAGACAUAGGGAUGAAAGUCGUGGUUUUGGGUGUGCACCUUCCAUUUCAAUUAAUGCUGAGCUAUCCUGUUGACACUAUUUCCUCCGCAAACAGGUCCUCUAGUAGAUCAUCAAAGAAUGCCUCUCGAUCCGGAGGCAGCAUGCUAUACGUCCCUUCA